This is a messenger RNA of Leptomonas pyrrhocoris, 3237 nucleotides long. RefSeq lists its product as hypothetical. The record is from RefSeq and is a predicted model, not a curated record. NCBI's taxonomy places the organism in Eukaryota, Euglenozoa, Kinetoplastea, Trypanosomatida, Trypanosomatidae. The transcript has a single exon. The coding region runs from base 226 to 3237 and encodes 1003 amino acids.
GCCAGCGAAGAAAGCAGAAGAUCCCCCUCCUCGUGAGCACCAACGUAACCGCACUGUGUGUCAUAGACUCCGGUAGAUUCAAGUAAAAGCGACUCAGGUAGAGGAUUACGGACUUCAAGCAAUGCGCCAAGAAACACUCUGAGGUCACCUUGUUUUUGUCCACAUACAAACACACACACACAAUCGUUUCUUUUUACUAUCGUUCUUCCCGCACGUGUUGUGGCGAUGCCGCAGUCGGAGCCCUCCGUUUCCGACUCCAUCUCGUACCUCCAAAACUUCCUCAACACCUCCGCGGCAGUUCCAGACGAGCCGGCGACGCGCCCCGCUCUUCCGCCAUCGCGACCGCCAUCUUCGCUCCCCGCCGCCUUCCUUCCCUCGACGCUUCAUAGCGACCCGCUGUCACUCCCACGACGAUCGCCGCCAUCUACCAUAUCGGUGCUGAGUCACCGCAGCAGCGUGCAGCAUUCCGCUAUCGACGGCGACAACGUGGCGGCGCCAAACAGCGCGUACGCCGCCGCUGCCACCGUACCUUCGCCUUUUGGCACUCUCCUGCAGGCCAAGCGGAGCACUCUUCUAGACACGCCUCGCGCCUCACAGACGCCGCGAACAGUAGAAACUUCGCUACUCUUCAGCGCAGGGCGAAAGCCGAUCCAUCUGACGAGCGGCCGAGCACCGCGUACCGCGGACGGAGCGUCGAAGCUCUCCGACACCUUCACCAGUCAAGGUAACGCGUCUGCCUCUGUUGCCGGGUCCUCUGGCAUGUUCCGCUACGGUUCGGGCUCAACGCGCAGGACGGGCGACGGGUGGCGCAACCCGUACACCGCGUCGCAGCGCCCCUCUACCCCGCGCAACGGCGAUCGACAACGCACGACUCCGUUGUGGGGACAGUCACCGUCACCGCGGGUUGGGGAACAGCUUCCGUGGCGGCGCGGGUCCGUGCCACCAUCUACGCAUCAGGGCUCCUCGCUGCUGUGGGGCUGGGGACACGAAAACGGCGGUCACGGCGGCGCUACUUCUCCCUCACUGCCCCUUUAUGAAGCUCCUCUCUCCUCCAGCGGAGACCGCCCUCGCGGGAAUCGGCAUCCAGAUAAUGAGAUCAACCAGGCAACGUACCGUACCUCGGCGCCGCCCAUGUCGUCCGGAUCAGCCGCGCGACAAUCGCGCGAGUCCGCCUAUGAAGAGGUGGGGGAGCGCGAUCCACCAGCGCGUUCGCAGAUGCAGGAGGGGGCAGGACGCAGACGGCAACCGCCGCUUCCGCCGCCUUCUGCGGCAAGACCGUCACCCACACCUCGUACAGUCGAGCCGGUGACACUGACGACGUGCCAUAACGCUGACGAGCACGCCGCCAACAUGCGCCGCAUCGCGCACUACCUCAAGGACUACUACGCCCGCGAGGCGGACGAAGGUGAGCGCGGCGUGGAGUCGCUGACCGCCGAGGAUGUGGCGGGCUUGGCGCAGUGCUUUUACAUCGACUUGUAUCGCACGGUGCGGCAGGCACGUCGGUCUGCUGGGCUGGAAACGUCAUCGUUUGCGGCCGAGGACCCAACGGCGAACGUGACGGCCGGCGCCGAGACGCCACCGCCGCCUCCGCCCCCGCGGAAGGAGGAGGGCCGCUACGGCCGCGCUCGCCGAGGAAUCUCCGCGCCGCCGUCGGAGAGCGAGGAGGGAGACGCAGCGGGCAACGAGAGCGAUAACGCGGGUGAGGAAAGGGUUGAAGAGCGGGAGAGAGAGAUCCGCUCCCCCACGCCGCCGCCGCAGUUCGCAAACGCGCGCUCCACGCCACCAAAGACCUCACCAGAGCGGACCACAUAUGCACCGCCGCCACCGCAGGGCCCCGCACGACUAUCCAACUCCGUCAACACGUCCACCUCUUCUGUCAGCGGACGGCAGCAGCGGCAGCGGACGGCACCCACCUCUCGCCAGCCGCCGUACCAGCACACUUCGCUGCUCUCCUCGCCAGAGGAGGAGCUGCUGUCGAGCGCGGCAGCCACGACGCGUCUCGCGCCGAAUCAACAACUCGCGUACAGCGGCGGCGGGACGCACCCGGUGCAGAUCAUCACGGCUCGCGUGCCGGCGUUCCGCAACGACGACGCGCUGUCCGACCCACAAGGUCGAACACAGUCCUCUCAGCGGCCGCACUCGGUGCCUGGACGGUCCUCCUCCUCCGCGGCUUCUUCUUUCUCUGUUGGGUCCGGGGUGCCGAGGGCCCCGCCCCCACCCCCCUCCUAUACCUACCACCGAAAUGGCCAUCGCAGCGACCUACCUCAAGGCGAACGCACAGCGGAUGCGGCGUCAGAGUUCGCUCUGGCCAGCUCGCCUUCCCCACCCUACCGCCACUCUAAUUUUGCGCUGCCGCCGUAUCUUCCACCGAACCUGCAACACCCACCACGGGCACCGAGUAAUGCGACGUCGCCCUACACUCGCCCCACCACCCCUCCGGGGAUCAUCAAGGGAUCUUUGAGCAACUCUCGCCUGUCGAAGCGCCCAACGCGCGACGGCGGUGGCCAACACGUGCAGAUGCGACCACAUUUUCAAGGUGACAGCAGCAGCAGCAGCAGCAGCAGUUCGAACGGGGACGAGGCGUGUGAUGAGGGAGCCUCGUACACCGCGGAGGGUUCUGAAAACGGGAGCGCCGCUGGCCUGCGCCGCCCGUCUCGCCGCCCGGCGCCGGCGGAGCCUUCCAGCGGCAUCGUGAAGCGUCCGCUGAAGGAGCUGAUGCCACUCCUGCGCUCGCACGGAACGCUCCUUGUGAAGCACAUCCGCGGCAACCGCCGUCCCCACCUCCGCCUCUGCCAGAUUCUCGAUUGCGUGGACGUGUACAAGGGAAGCGAGGUGCUGAUGCCGCACUUCACGUGGGCUGCUGCGGAUGACGUGUACCGGCACGAUAAGCGACCCCGUGCGAAGAAAACGAAGAAGGGGGUGCCACUGCCGACCGGGCUGUCGCUUUCGCAGGAGGAGGUGCCCUUCGAGACGGCACUGAACCUGACGCAGUUGGCGGCGGUGUACGUCGGCGCUGGGCGGGGCAUCGCGGCGGAGUACAUGGGCCUCUUCCACCGUCGCAAGCGAGACGGCGCCGUUGUUGAUCACCGCCGUCGCCCGGUCGCGGACGGCAUGUGCGUUGUCUUCGUCUUCGCCUCCCGCCCCGUAGCAGUAACCUUUCUCCGCGAGGCCGAUCGUCAGGUGUGGGUCGGCGCCAUGAUGAGUGUGGUGGAGCGCAAUCGAACCCUGAGCACCUAG